Molecule: messenger RNA, 5747 nt
Organism: Brassica napus (rape)
Lineage: Eukaryota; Viridiplantae; Streptophyta; Magnoliopsida; Brassicales; Brassicaceae
Exons: 1
Coding region: 3271-4332 (353 amino acids)
Source: RefSeq, a predicted model, not a curated record
UUAACAUGAACCAAUUUUAACCUGAGAUCCUCCACCUCAAACAGCCAGCAUCAAACCAAUUCUAGAACUGCAGAACAACAUCACACCUCUGAUUCUUUACACUUCAGUCUAUGGUUCUCUUUACUCUUGUGAACACAUCAAACUCUCUUGCAAGUUUCUUUAUCCGAGCAGCUCACACGAUCUUAUAACUCAUGAGAUGAGAGAGAUUAACUUACUGAACCAUCUGAUUUCACAAAACCAGAAACCAUCCGCUCUGAUGACAUCUUCCUCCGCGAUAUUCCUUUCCUCCGUCUCCGACGUUCUCGUCUACCACGAGCCAACGUCUCACCUUCUUUCUUUUGCUCUUAACAUUGCAAAUCUUGCAACAUCUAAUGAUUCUUCACUCUCGCAACAACGAUGCGAUCGAAACUUCAACUCCUCCGAUCCUUCUUCGAUUCUCCUUCAGAACCGAUCUUGAUCCGUUUCCGAUGAAUCCUUGAAUCGCCUAAACCGAGGCUCUGAUACCACUUGUUGAGGAUUCAUCCUAUGAUCUUGGCUCAAUUCAAUAAUCACCUUAAGCCUAACUGGAUCAAAUCAAUCACAGAAUCAAGCAAGAAAGAAAUAAGAACACACGAGACUUUGUUUACCCGGUGUUCACCGCACUUCUCCGAUGUGGAGAAGCCGCUAUACAUCACCGGGGAGAGAAACGGUCUCUCAGCCAAUCCACUAUAAACGUUGUGAUUACAGUGUACAUCACCGGAGGUUUCUCUCCUCUUCUUCCCCUCUCUUGAUUACAUCCAAUCCGAGUUACAACAAGUAUAAUAGAGGAAGAAGAUCAAGCUCUGAGCUUAGAUAAACCGAGAAUCUCAUCUCUCUCUAGCUCACUCUCAUCUCUCGCUCUCUCAUCUCAUCUUGAGCUCUCGCUCUCUGUUUCUGUAACUAACUCUCCGUCGGAGAAGAUGACGAUGAUAUACCCAGAAGAUGAUGAUUCCUAUUGCCCCAACUCACGUGCUUCUCACGUGUAUGUUAUUAGCUUUGGCAAACCUUCUACUGGACCAAGAGUCUUUCCUUCACUCAGCAUAUUCAAACCUUCUGUUUGACUUAGAAGCAUAGAAGAUUGAUGACAUAAUUCUACACCUCUCUUUUUAGUCGAGUUACGUCAGUACUUCUCUAGACAAAUACUCAAAUCACAAAAGUAAAGGUCUAGUCAUGACUCCUCCCACCUGAGGGCAAAGUCUUGAGGCUGAGCCACACACGUGCUACAAUGAAAAUUACAAUGGGAAGCAAGGGUUGUAAGGUGGAGUGAAUCCGGAAAGAUUGCCUCAGUUCGGAUUGUUCUCUGUAACUCGGGAACAUGAAGUUGGAAUCGCUAGUAAUCGCGGAUCAGCAUGGAUUUUACAAGUUAGCUAGAUUUAACAAAUUUUAUCAAUUAUUUUUACACAUAUUUUUAUUAUUUUAUUGAGUUCUAUUGAUUGUUAUUAACUUUUAAAAUAAAAAAUUAAUGGUGGUAGAAAAAAGGGAAAGAAAAUCAUUUCUAUUAUUUUCUUAUAAUCAAAUUUUCAUAAAGUCCAAAUUUCUGAGUUUUUAAGAUUUUUAUGUACCUUCUUAUUUUUUGAGUACUAAUAAAAACAUGUUAAUGAUGGCAUGUUUUUUUGUUACACAUCUCAUAUAGUUUUGUACCUUUUUAAAUUUAUUAACAAAUAUAUAUAUUAUGUUAUUAGUCGCUAAAUCGUAGUUUAUGCUCUGUCUGUUUAUAUAGUGUUGUAAAACAAAUUGUAUUAGAGUCAUCCAUGUAAAACUACAGAAAAGUAGUCUUUGUAGACUAUGUUAAAGUUGUGAUUUAUAUUAUUUCAUAGAUUUCAAAAAUCUUAUUGGUAUAGAUAAUAUUCUCAAAGUUGAGUCUUAUGAUUAAAACAAAAAAAAAAUUACAUUCCAAUAACAAUAGAGUUUAGUAGGAUCUUAAAAUCAAUGAAAGCGAACUUUUCCAAUAACAAAAGAUUUUGAAUGAAAUUAAAAAGUCUUCACCCCACAAAACCAAUAACAAUGAAAUCUCAAAAUUUAAUAAUUCUUCUAGAAUUCUUCUACCAAUAAACCCCUAUGAGUUAAACAAAUUUGAAUGAUCUAAGCCAGGCUCCAAUUUAAUCAGAAUUCUGUAUGCAGAUAUGUUCAAGAAUAUUUCUUUAUAGUUAGGUUAAUAAGAAAAAAUGGCUUUCAACUUAAUUUCGUUUACAAGUUUUUUUUAGUAAGAGUAUAUUCAUGAUGGAGAAUGAGUUUCUAAAAAGAAAUUCGAGGUUUUUAAAUGAAAAAGUUACCAUUUUAUCCUUUUAGAUAUUAUUUUAUUUUAAAAUAUUCUAAUUUUUUCAAAAAAAAUCGUUCUCCAUUUGCUAUUCGUGAUAGAUUCAACAUUUUUAAUUUAAUUAUAUUUAAAUAAUAAAUUAUUGAUCAAACACUAAAAAAUAUCAGAACCUAUAUACGUGAUACUUGUAAAAUCAUAAAGUUUCUCAUAAAAGAAUUGCAUAAUAUCCAUAGAUUUGGAUGAGACGUAGUCAAUGACCAAAGUAUUUUGUAAGAAAUGUUCAAUAAGUGUGAUUGGUCAAAAGUAAAAUUUACAACAAUUGAGUUGAAAAACUUUCAAAGAUUAAGACAACAGGUUGUUCAUUACUCCUAAUUAUUAUGGGUUAAGACGCAGCCAUGUGGUGAACAAAUAGCAAACUAUUCUUUCUCUUUUUACAAAAGAAUACUGUGUGUUAUCCACGCUUCUUUAACAUUUUAGCCCAAAAAAAAAGGGUUAAAAACGAAUACUGUUGAAUGAAAUAAGAAAUAUCCAAGAUAAAAUCUGAAAAUAUCAUUCUCGCAACAGUUUUUCAAAUCAUAAGGUAAGAUUCUUACACAUCUAAUAAGAAGCAAUUUAUAAUCUAACUAAAAGGUAUUCAGAAAGCAUUUCUAAUCAAAUUAUAAACGGAGUGUUCCAAAAAAAAAAGAAAAAAAAAUCAAAUUAUAAACGGUAUUUUUUCUACAACUUUAUGUCUAAAAUAAUUAAUGAUGCCUUAAGAAACGGGUAUUGAGAGAAAAUCAAGUUAGUUGCAUAACAGAAAAGAUCCUCAUUCUUCUGUGUUUAUUCACCUUCUUUUCUCUCUUUUCUCACAUUAUCUCUUUGUACAUUCUCGUCGUUUUCUUGUGCAUUCACCUUUGUCUGCUUAACCUUUUCCCAUUGGUUCGGUACUGAAACCCUAAUUAAGCUUAUUUAUUUGUUUAUUUAUUCUACGUCGUUUCUCUUCACUCCAAGAACACAUGGACGACGAGAGCCGAAGAGGUAACUUGAGGAGAAGAGCUCGACAGAUCAACGGGGAAGACGUCGACCGGCCAACGAAUAGACGUCGUCAAAAUGAACUUCAAAACGACGGCGUACAAGCUGGUGAUCACGUCGAACCCCUUCCCCUUGAACUAAGCUUGGGCUCAACAUCACACUCCUCUCAGAUCCCGCCUAUGACCACGUCGUCGCUUCCUCUAGCACCACCAUCACCUUUUGCUCUUCCUCUGACGACGUCGUCGCUUCCUCUUGCACCAGCAUCGCCUUUUGCUCCGCCUAUGAUGACGUGGCAGACAUCUGGUUCUAUAGCGCAGUACUUUGCUUCGUCACAGUCUCAUUAUAUGACGUAUCCGCCCUAUUUGAGCAACUCUAUCUACCAGACAAGACCGUCAACACCGAUGCAGCCACCGUUCGGACAGUCGUUUAACCUCUUCCCAUCGUCAUCUUUCGUUCCGACAAGACCAGUUAUGAGACCAGCAGCUUCCGGGGCUGUGUCACGUCGUAGCUACAGAUCGCAGUCCAGCGUUAACCGUAAUGACGAUACGAUCCCGCCGCCGUUUCCAUGGGCGACGAAUAAACGAGGGUGGAUACAAAGCUUGGAGAAUCUCGCGUCGAAGCAGAUCACCACCAUCACCGGAGAGGUGCAAUGCAAACACUGCGAGAAAGUGUAUCAAGUGAGUUACAAUCUAAGGGAGAAAUUCUCGGAGGUUGAGAAUAUUUUCGUGAUGGGCAAAUGGAUUAUGAGAGAACGAGCUCCUCCGAUAUGGACAAAUCCAGAACCGGCGAGAUGCGAUCUCUGUGGCCGUGACAAGGCGGUGAAGCCGGUGAUAGCUGAACGGAAGUAUCAGAUUAAUUGGUUGUUUUUGCUUUUGGGACAAACGUUAGGUUUUUGUACGUUGGAGCAGCUCAAGAAUUUCUGUAAGCAUUCAAGGAGUCACCGGACCGGAGCUAAGAACCGUGUUCUUUAUUUGACGUACCUUGGUCUUUGCAAGAUGCUCGAGCCUAACCGUGAGCUCUUUCAACGUGAAACCGCCAGGCGGUGAGUAAGAUCGUUUGAAGAUCUUAGCAAACAAAAAAAGAUCGUUUGAAGAUAUUUGCUAGGGUUUUAGAUGAUUUGGAUGGUUGCAUUUAGGUGGGUUUUAUUUGAAUAAUUGGGGUGAAAAAUGCAUAUGUUUCGCAUGUAUUAUUAUCCCUUUGUCGUUUCUUGGUCUUGUGUUUAUUUGGACUUUGAAUUAAUAUCUUAUUAAUAUAUAAAGUCUAAAAUUGCAUGGAGUACGUUUGAAAUUUUGGCUUAUCUCAAAAUUUUAAAAUUAAAAUAGCGCUUAAUUUAAAUUUUGUUUCUAUGUGAUUUGAAUUAGGAGACGAAGAUAUUCAGAAACCGGAAUCUUUUCAAAUCGAUAAGUCUAACGACUUUUCCUUUAUAGAUCGCAAGUUAAUCUUUUUGUUUUUUUUUGCCAACUGGAUUUUAUUAAAAAAACUAAAUCCAAAACAGGACAAAGCCCAACACAAGACAAGUAAGAAAAAGGCCUGAACAACAGCCCAACACAAGACAAGUAAGAAAAAUGCCUGAACAACAGCCCAAUUUUACAUAAACUCUCUGGACAGUAAGUCUAAAAGAGGAAAACCCAAGAGAAGGUAAACGUGACUCGCCACCACAUGUUUCGAUCACCCGACAACCUGAAGACACGCGUCAAAACGAGGAACAACACACCUUCGUCGGAGAAGAGUCGCGCAGGUGCGCCACCGUCAAUUGAAACAGACCGGUGAAAGAUUACUCAGACAGAGAAAUCUUCAACACAACAACAUCUAUCGAAACACAACCACCACAUCUAUCGCUUCAAGGAAGAGAUCGUCAUCAAUCGAUCCAAUCACCUCUGAUUUCCAGUGCUGAAGAAGGAGAGACAAUCACGAAGAUGAAGUAGAAGAAGCGAAGAUUCAACUGGAUCCGGGGGAAAACCCGGUAUGUGCCACCAUCAACACCUGAGAAAGAUGAGAUGCGGAGUCGGAAGCCGAAUGCUCAUCACCAAAUUGAAAGGGAGAGCACCGGAGGCAGAAGCCGGACGACCAUCAAAGGGGCAGAUGCGACACCGGUGUCAAGACCGGUCGGUGAUACCGAAACCAGAGAAGAAACAGAACCACCGGAACACCACCGGUGAGAACAAGAAGAUUCAUCUCCUCACUUUUCCCCUGUGAAAGAUCUUAGAGAGGGAACAGAGGAAAAUGAGAGAAAAUCUUAUUUAUAUUGCAAGUUAAUCUAACUUCGGGAUAAAUCUAAAUUUCAAAAGUUUAUUCAGAGAAUCACACGAUAAUAUAUUUUAUUAAAUAAAUUUGUGGAAAAUCUCUAAUUAUCAAGCAAGUAUCAUACCCUUGCAUAUCACAUCUUUUUCGUUUUUCUAAAUUGUAAAUGUCAUAUCACAUCUAUCUUAUAAAAAUAAGAACAUUGUUUCAAACUUCAAAG